AGUGGAAAACGUUACUGAAUUACAAGAACAUGUGACGUAAGACAGAGUUGAUUUUUAAAUACUGAGCUUCCCUGUCUGCAAACAUGACUCAAAUUGAGAUCUGGAUCUCAGAACUUGUAACCAGCACCACAAAGGACUUUUAGCCAGAUGUAUUCGAAAUUUCUACAACAGCAGGUAAACUCAAGGGUUUUGCAUGUCCGACUACCUGGGUGGCGUUGCAGUGGGAGGGAACCUACAGUAACAAUGUUGCAUCCAAUGAGGGUGCAGCAAGAUGAUGCCCUCAACUCCCGAGAGAGGAGCAGUGCCUCCCAGCGAACCACAGGGCCUGGCGCACCGGAUUGAAAGUCUGUGUGCACGCGGGGCCGUUUAAAGAGAUGCGCCGAACAGACGGCACUGACUUUCUCCAUUGAAGAAUCAGCGAGAUGAAGAGCAGCGCCAACCCGGCACCAUGCGCUCCAGGCUCCCACGGACCGCCUGCCUACUGCGACUCAUUGCGCUGUGCAUCCUUCUCUCGCAAACUGCAGCUUAUUUUGGACUGACAGGUCGGGAGCCCCUGGUGUUCUUACCGGGUCCCUUCUCCAAUGACCCUCCGACAGGUAAAGCGCACCUGAAGCAGUGCGAGCAGAUGACUCUGACCAGGCGGCAGAAGAGGCUGUGUCGCAGGGAGCCCGGUUUGGCCGAGACGCUGCGGGAGUCCGUCCGCCUCAGUCUGCUGGAGUGUCGCUAUCAGUUCAGGAAUGAGCGCUGGAACUGCAGUCUGGACGGCCGAGGAAGCCUUCUGAAAAGAGCAUUCAAGGAGACGGCCUUCCUGCUGGCAGUGUCCUCCGCAGCGCUGACCCAUGCACUUGCCAAAGCGUGCAGUUCGGGCCGCAUGGAGAGAUGCACAUGUGACGAAUCCCCCGGCAUCCAGCACAGGGAAGCGUGGCAGUGGGGCGUCUGUGGUGACAACCUGAAAUACAGCACCAAGUUCCUCAAAAAGUUCCUCGGCCAGAAGAGGGUCAGCAAGGACCUAAGGGCUCAGAUCGACGCCCACAACAUCAAUGUGGGGAUUCGGGCAGUGAAGAGCGCCCUGAAAACAACCUGCAAGUGUCACGGUGUCUCUGGCUCCUGCGCCGUACGGACGUGCUGGAAGCAGCUGUCUCCGUUCCACGACACCGGGCGGCUGCUGAAGUAUCGAUACGACACCGCUGUGCGGGUGCUCAGCGUCACUAAUGCUGCCACGGGGGAGACAGAGCUUGCGGGCCCUCGUAGACAUGGACAGAGCCUUCGCACCACAGAUCUGGUCUACCUGGAGGACUCCCCCAGCUUCUGCAGACCCUCCAGAUACUCUCCAGGAACGGGGGGCAGGUCAUGCGCCAAAGAUACUAGCUGUCAGAAUCUGUGCUGUGGACGUGGUUAUAACACAGCCAUGCAUCUCACCAGCCUGUCCUGCCACUGCCAGGUGCGCUGGUGCUGCCAUGUGGAGUGUCAGACUUGUGUGAGAGAAGAGGAGGUGUACACCUGCAAAAAUGCAUAAGAGAAAGAGGAAUGUGGGCAAAGACUUGCUCCUACAGAAAUGUGGUGGAAUAAACACAUGUAUCAUUAGAAUAUUGCAGGUUAUUUGCUUAUACCACCUGUUUGAAAUGCAGCAGCUUUUAGGUGAGAAUGUUAUGACCUCCUCUGCUUCUCUUGCUGGAUGCACUGAAUCGCCGCUCUUCUAGGACGGAAGGAAAUGAGCUCUUAGACAGGUACCGGACUGGACGUGACCUGCAGUGAGACAACAAACAGUGACUGUGCUGUAUAGAUCUGCCCCUUACACUUGACUAUUUAUUACCAGUCAUUGUGCCUGUUGUACUGCUGCUUUAUACUCCUUGUAAUUAUGUUUUGCCACUGAGGCUAAAAGGCCUUAAAAGGAAUCCACCUGUCUGUCUCUGUCUGCUGUGUUCUGAUUAAAAAGCACUUAAGUUGCUCUUGCUACGUAUGAUAAAAAGUGUAUGAUUAAUCUUAAUAAUGUUUGAACAGAAUCACUGGAAGCUUUCAGAGGGUGGUUGAUGCCAUUGAAACAUUGUAACUACAUGUAUUAACAGGGAAACAAGACUGGUUUCAGUUGCUCUUAUGGAAAUAUCUAUGGAAAUGUACGUCUAGCUCAGCAGAACAAAGGGAAACAGCGUAAUAAUAGGGGAACACCAAACAAUGUCUUGAAACACUAUUUCUGCACAUGCCUGACCUCCAUCCUUUUAAAGAAGUACACAUUAUCAUACUUUUAAGUUUGCCCAGCUCUAAUUUCACCUCAUCUUUCUUCUAAAUACCUUUGAAGUGGGCCAAUCUUGCUGCUUGUUUCCCUAAAUUGCUAAUCAAAGAAAAUCACCCUGUUUACUCCCUAAUUUUCACAUCCACACAAACUUCCCAUUUGUGCAGGUCAGAGCCAAAGCUGAAGUUUUGUUGGACUGAUUCUGAACUGUAUAUCUGAUAUGAAUAUAACUCAUGUCAGCGCUUCAGGCGUGUGACAAUGUGGAAUCAUAAUUUUUCUACCUCACUUCAUCUUUUGGCAAAACUAUCAGUAAGAUUUAUGAGCUAUGCAGAGUUAUGACUUCUCCUUUUAUUGUUUUAAAGGUCUUAUUUUAGAUUUUGUACAGCUCUUUUGAAUUUGGUAAUAUAUAUAUAUCAAAUGUUUUUUUUUAAUCAUGCUGCAUCACAUUCUUAUUUAAAAUAAAUAAGAUUUAU
This is a messenger RNA of Cheilinus undulatus (humphead wrasse), 2703 nucleotides long. It is a transcript of the gene wnt9b, whose product is annotated as wingless-type MMTV integration site family, member 9B. The transcript is spliced from 4 exons. Gene Ontology annotation, biological process: neuron differentiation; canonical Wnt signaling pathway; multicellular organism development. The record is from RefSeq and is a predicted model, not a curated record. Lineage: Eukaryota; Metazoa; Chordata; Actinopteri; Labriformes; Labridae. Gene Ontology annotation, molecular function: cytokine activity; frizzled binding. The coding region runs from base 449 to 1516 and encodes 355 amino acids. Gene Ontology annotation, cellular component: extracellular region.